This is a messenger RNA of Colletotrichum navitas, 1716 nucleotides long. RefSeq lists its product as uncharacterized. The record is from RefSeq and is a predicted model, not a curated record. The transcript is spliced from 2 exons. NCBI's taxonomy places the organism in Eukaryota, Fungi, Ascomycota, Sordariomycetes, Glomerellales, Glomerellaceae. Bases 437 to 1249 code for a protein of 270 amino acids.
GUCAGAACUAGCGCACUGACCAUGAGGGGAUAACGUCAAAGCCACCUAAGGUAUCCGUAAAUUAUGGCCUGUGAAGUCGCUGCUGGCUCUCUCGGUUAGUGCCAUUUCCCAGUGUCAUGUGCUUUACCUUACGCUGAAGACAAGCUGACCUCCGCCUCAUUGACAAACAACUGCAUCUUGCAUCGCCGCCCAUUAGACAACCUCCAUCACCACGUAUCCAACCUGUCAAUCGCUCCGGUUCUGGCGUCAAGAGGAUCUGCCUGCAAAUCUCGUCUGCGUAUCUGCACUCGAAGCCGCCACCACCACACCUUAUCGCCAGUCACUUGGGGGACCCCGUUUGGAGACCCCACUCCUGAGUCAAAGAUUUGUUUACCCGACAACUCGACGACCUACAUUACACCGCUAGAGUCGCUCCUUAACCUACGAGACAACCACCAUGGAUUCCAUGCGAAGCCUCAACACCUCCCUACCCGGCGCCUCGGCCGCAAGGCAGACGACACAAAAUGACUCCCCGGAGCAACUCCUCGACGCCUUCAAGGCCGCGGCGCUCUCGGUAACGAAACUUUACAAGACAUCCGCGGCCGCCCAGUCCAAGGCCCGCAUGGACGGCUACCAGGAUUGCCUCGACGACCUGCUGGCGUUCCUCGACAAGGAGAAAAUUGGCCUGGGUGACGGCGAUGGCUGGAGGGUCCGGAGCUGGGCGACCGAACGUUUGGAUGGAAGGGAAAGCUCUCAAAAUGUUGAAAGCGACGACGAGGCGGACAAAGCGGAAGCUGCAUCGUCCCCGGAGCCCAACAGGACAGACAGCGGCACUCAACUGUCGGCGAUGCGGGGCGAAAGCCAAAUGAGGACGGACUCAGCACCCCUUAGCAGCUCUCAGGUCGUUGAAGAAGAGGAGGAGCCCGAACCUGUGUCGAUCAUGGUACCAACGGCGGACUCGUUCACCUUCCAAUCCUCACACCCUUGGCCGCCUCAGCAACCUCAACAAGACGCCUAUCUCAAUCUUGCGAACCUCGACCUAUCAGAUUCUCGGACACACGACACAACAUCGACAAACGCGAACUCUGGCGGCCGCACAACAAGACCACGACACCCGGCAAAUAUCCCUCGCUCAGCGUCAAGGCAAGGGAACAACCUCGGCCGCGGCGCUGGGUCGAAACGCAAGAUCAACUUUGCCGAAAUCUUCGACCUCAGCAGCUUGGACAAGAACAUGUUUGGCGGCGGACCGAAGCGCACUCGGCACACAUAGGUCGACUGGAAGGCGAUGACAACUGCGGCGGCAUUCUACGCACUUUCUUCACUUUCGACUGCGGUCUACUAGGGAACUUUCCAACGACCAACAUCUUGUCUCCUUUGUCUACCACAGUUUCUUCAGACAUGUCUUGACGGGAUUGAGCGAGCAUCGACGUACAUCUAUCUGGAGGAAGGGUAAGGAGGGAUGAAUUGGGAGGAGAGGGACUUUUGCGCAUCAGGAGGAGUGCGUCACGAGAGGCGUUGGUUUGGUUUUAUGAAGGUGCAUGGGCGGUGUUUAGGUUGGGACUGUUUAUUGCGAUGAUGCCAAAUAAAGGACGGCUAGCUAGUCCACGGCCAAUAGCUACACACACACACACAUAUCAUUAUUUUCCCUGUCGAACUUGUGACGGUGUAGACGGCUACUUCAAAGUCAAGCCGUUACCACCGCAGGGAUAAUUACAAACAACACAUUUGAAUAUGGCA